AUGACAAGAAACGUUGGUUUUAAGAAGGCUGCUAAGAACCCGCUCAACAAACAAAAAUUGAAAGCAGCCAUCUCCAAAUCUAAGAGAUCAGAGGCUCAGUCUAUGAGUGAGUUCUCUGACUUCUCUGACGAGGAGACUAAUAAGGAGGUGACACCACCAACUUCACCUCUAAAAGGCAAAUCAGCCAAGUUAUUUGAAUCAACAAUCGGACGUCUGAAAAAAACACAAAAAUUGAGGUCAGGAGAUCUACUUGUAGAAACUGCCUCACCUCAACAGUCCGCUAAACUUCUAGCUGCAAAGAAAUUGGGAGACAUUGAAGUCACAGUCACACCACAUGGAAGUUUGAACUCAUCACGUGGUGUGAUAUCUGAGGAUGAAUUAGAUAUUCAGAUGAACCUUAAAGACCAAUGCGUCACUGCCGUUCGACGUAUCUCCAUUCGUCGAGAUGGCAAGUUGAUCCCAACCAAACAUCUUAUUUUCACAUUUAACAUGCUGAUAUUACCAACUUCCAUUACUGCAGGACACCUGCGCUGUCCAGUUUGUCUGUACAUCCCAAAUCCGCUGCGUUGUUCUAAAUGCCAGCGAUUUGGACAUUCUCAAACAUCUUGUCGAGGUCACAUAUGCGCACAGUGUGGAGUUGAAGGUCACCAGAGUACUGAGUGUACCACUACUCCAUGCAGUGUGAAUUGCAAAGACACACAUCCUGCCUACUCCUGCAAAUGCCCCGCAUGGCAGACAGAAAAAGAAAUCUAG
Centruroides sculpturatus (bark scorpion) is the source of this 753-nucleotide messenger RNA. RefSeq lists its product as uncharacterized. Gene Ontology annotation, molecular function: zinc ion binding; nucleic acid binding. Bases 1 to 753 code for a protein of 250 amino acids. The transcript is spliced from 2 exons. The record is from RefSeq and is a predicted model, not a curated record. NCBI's taxonomy places the organism in Eukaryota, Metazoa, Arthropoda, Arachnida, Scorpiones, Buthidae.